This is a messenger RNA of Paramisgurnus dabryanus, 1831 nucleotides long. It is a transcript of the gene arsg, whose product is annotated as arylsulfatase G. NCBI's taxonomy places the organism in Eukaryota, Metazoa, Chordata, Actinopteri, Cypriniformes, Cobitidae. Gene Ontology annotation, molecular function: arylsulfatase activity. The record is from RefSeq and is a predicted model, not a curated record.
GGGCGGGAAGACACGAAAUGUCAACAACUGAUGCGCUUCAAGCAGAAAAACCGAUUGAAAUGCUUUCAUCCAAGUCAUCGAUCAGCACUGGAUUCAAUCAUUGAAAAUGGCACAGUUUGGAUUUUGUGCACUGCUCCUAUUUUAUUUUCUGUUCUCUGGACUGGUUCAUCACAUCAAAACCCACAUUCAAAAGAAGAGCAAGACUGCUGAAAAAGGCCAACCUAAUUUCAUCAUCAUCUUAGCUGAUGAUAUUGGAUGGGGCGACCUGUGGGUAAAAAGGCCUGACAACUCCACACCUACACCCUGGCUGGACUCAUUAAUGCUGAUGGGCAAAAGGUUCACAGACUUCCACUCCCCUGCCUCCAUAUGCUCACCAUCACGUGCUGCGCUCCUAACAGGCCGGCAUGGUCUACGAAAUGGGGUCACUCACAAUUUUGCAGACGGGUCAGUUGGAGGACUUCCACUCACUGAGACCACGUUUGCUCAGGUCCUGCACGAUGCAGGAUAUUAUACAGCCAUGAUCGGAAAAUGGCACCUUGGUCACAAUGGUUCCUACAGUCCGGUUCAUAGAGGUUUUGACUAUUACUUCGGAAUUCCUUAUAGUAAUGACAUGGGCUGCACUGACAAACCAGGUCUUGACCUUCCCAGCUGCCCUCCCUGCAUACGCCAUCAUUAUACUUCUAGAAAACAUGACCAGUGCUACUCUAAAGUGGCAUUACCUUUAUUUGAAAAUGAGACAAUUGUUGAACAACCCUUGGACACAUGGAGCCUUAAAGACCGAUAUGCUGCUGUGGCAGUCACGCAGAUAAAGACAGCAAGUGUUUAUCGGAAACAACCAUUCCUACUGUAUGUGGCUCUGGCUCACAUGCAUGUCCCACUGUUUCAUAAUGCCUUCCUCAACGUUACUACGCCAGACCCCUAUACAGCCAGCCUCAGUGACAUGGACUCUCUGGUGGGCACAAUCAUGCAGGCUGUCAGCGAUGAGCUGUUGGAAAACACACUUAUAUGGUUCACUGGCGACAAUGGGCCAUGGGAACAGAAAUGCCAGUUUGCAGGGAAUGUAGGGCCUUUUGUCGGAAGAUGGCAGACAAGCAGAGGUGGUGGAUCAGCUAAGAGAACCACAUGGGAAGGAGGUCACAGAGUUCCCACAGUGGUUGCAUGGCCUAAGAGGAUCAAACCCAACACCACUUGCAGAGCCCUGCUGAGUGGUCUGGAUAUCUUUCCAACCAUCCUGUCCUUGGCCGGCUUAAGACCACCAUCAGAUCGACGUUAUGAUGGCAUUGAUAUAACAGACAUUCUGCUCAAUGACUCUGACACAGGACAUAAGAGCCUCAUGCAUCCAAACAGUGGGGCUGCAGGACAGUUUGGAGACCUACAAACCGUCAGGCUGAAACAUCACAAGGCCUUUUACCUUACAGGUGGAUCAGAGGCAUGCGGCGGAGGAAGUGGACAACAGCAAUAUCACAACCCCCCUUUGAUAUUUGACCUCUCACAGGACGAGGCAGAAGAGUCCCCUCUGAUCCCCGAAAGUGAGGAAUACAGGUCUAUCCUACGGGAUGUGGAGAGAGAAAGAGAGGCUCUGUUGUGGGACAUCGCCACAGAUAAGGUAUCGACUGCCGACUACACCACGGUUCCUGCCGCCGUCCCCUGCUGCCAGCCACGCAAUCCAGCCUGUCGAUGUCACAGUCUUAAAAGAGCGUCUGUUCAUGCAGGUGGUGAUGAGAUAGAAAGAGAGAGAGAGAGAGAGAGAGAGAGGGAGAAAGAGAGAAACCUUUCCAACCUGAUUGCUGAUUUGAGAGUUUAUUCUGGUUGGUAAGCGCAUACUGUGUUU